Molecule: messenger RNA, 2466 nt
Organism: Durio zibethinus
Lineage: Eukaryota; Viridiplantae; Streptophyta; Magnoliopsida; Malvales; Malvaceae
Source: RefSeq, a predicted model, not a curated record
CUGCGUUGGCGUUUUGGGAACGCGACGCGUCAUUGCUAACUUUCUGCCACGCGGCUCUCCACACUUUUGCUCUCAAAAUCCUUUUUUUUUUUUGGUCUCUGUCAACGACACUUCACUGUCGAAGAAUCGAAAGCAGUGAACCGCUAUGGAAGAAGAAUUCUCACUCGACGAUCCAUCUCAGUUACUCAAAUCAGCUUCUGAUUUCGCCCAUCACCCUGGUGUUCAAGAUGACGCCGCUACAAAAGAUUUUCUUGACCGUUUUCCCCUCCCUGUAAUCAUCAGUGCUUUGCAGACCAAAGCUGAUGUGCCUGGCCUGGAAAAUACUCUGGUUGCUUGUUUGGAAAGGUUAUUCAAGACUAAGUAUGGUGCCUCACUGAUUCCACAUUACAUGCCUUUUGUUCAAGUUGGCCUCAAGGCAGAUUCUCAAAUAGUUCGUGGUUUAGCAUGCAAGACGGUUUCAUCCUUUUUAAAGAACUUUGAUGACAAAUCUAUAUCUGCCACACAGCUGAUAAUUGACUAUGAUAUAUAUCCACUCUUACUGGACUGCCUGAUUUAUGGCAAUGAACAAGUUGCAACUGCUGCAAUUGAUGCAAUCAAGAACUUAGUUCAGUUUUCUGAAGGCAUGGGCAUCAUCUUCCCAUCUAAUAUCAAUGAAGUUACGCACCUUGGGAACUUAGCAUCACGAUGUUCAUCACUGGGACGUGUGCGGGUUUUAUCAUUGAUAGUGAAAUUAUUUUCUGUUUCGAGCUCCAUUGCAUCAGUAAUAUACAAUUCAAAUCUGCUCAGUGUAUUGGAGGCAGAGAUCAGGAAUUCAAAUGAUAACCUUGCAACCCUAAAUGCUUUGGAGCUCUUGUAUGAGUUGACUCAAAUCCAGCAUGGUACUGAGUUCUUGUCAAGGACCACCCUUCAAUUGCUUCAUUCUAUAAUCAGCAACACAUCAAUGGAAUCAAUUCUAAGAUCAAGAGCAAUGAUGAUAAGUGGAAGGCUUUUAUCCAAGGAGAACAUAUACCUGUUUGUUGAUGAACAAAGUGCCAAAGGUGUGAUUUCAGCCAUUGAUGUCAGAGUUGGGCUGUUGGACAGUCAAGAUACUGAUGAAUGUGAAUCUGCACUUGACGCUCUUGGACAAAUCGGAUCAUCAAUCCAAGGGGCCGUGUUGCUAUUGUCAAAUUUUCCACCUGCUGCAAGGCAUAUUGUUCAUGCUGCUUUUGAUCGGCAAGGGCGUGGUAAACAGUUGGCUGCAUUACACGCUUUGGGAAAUGUCACGGGAGAAAACCGACCUGAGGAUAGUAUAAUCCUAAAUGGUGAUGCAGAAGAAAGUCUUAGACGUUUGAUCUAUGAAGUAGCAUCAGGAAGUUCAAAGUUGACACCAUCUGGUCUUUUCUUAUCAGUUCUUCAACAGGCUGCAGAAUUUCGUCUGGCAGGGUACAGAGUGAUAACAGGGUUAGUUGCUCGAUUAUGGUGCUUGAUGGAGAUUUGCUCAAAACAGGAGAUAAUAAACAUGGUGACUGAUCCAGCUACUGAAACUACAAAAAUAGGUAUGGAGGCUAGACAUAAUUGUUGCAAGGCAAUCCACAGGGCAUUCAUGGCAAGUAAACUCAUUAGCGACCCUGCACUCUCGGGAAUAGCUGGGAAGGGAGUCUAUCUUUUAGUGCAAUUACUCAGAAACCAAGUCGUCGUUCUGUUGUUUGUGAGGCUGCACCAAACAAGAAGGCUGAUUCAGCUGCUAAGAGGGCUCGUCAAGCUGAAAAAAGACGUAUUUAGAACAAAGCAAAGAAAUCUGAAGUCAGAACCCGGAUGAAGAAGGAUUUGCAGGCACUGGAUGUGCUGAGGAAGAAACGUGAUGCACAAGCUGAAGAAAUCCUCCCAAUCGAGAAACUGCUUGCUGAGGCCUAUUCAGUGAUAGAUAAAGCAGUAAAAGUGGGAACACUGUAUAGGAACACUGGAGCACAAAGAAAGUCGCGUCUUGCUAGGAGAAAGAAAGCUAUAAAGAUCCAUCAUGCCUGGUAUACCCCUGCUCCAGCUGCAAAUGCCGCAUAGAAGAGGGAGGAGCAUGUUGAGAAAUCAUUCUUUUGUUUCCUAGGCAGAGAAACACAAACUGUUAUCUUUUGUUACACCAUUUUCUGCUUUGUUUUUUAAAUGCCUCUUAACACAUUUUCUCUUCUAUCUCUAAUUUGAGGAUCAUGUUAUGUUGAGUUUGUAAAGUUUCUGGAUAUUACCAAACACUUCUUGAAUGAACCAGCAUGUCUAGUUGUAUCAGUCCCAGAAUCUGUCUCGUUAACCAUUCUCACUCUCUUUCUGUUUUAAUGAGCCUUCAACAGAACCAGCAGUCCGCAAAGCAUGAUGUGGCACGAAUCAUGUAGUAAAAAUCCAACAUGCUUUGUCUUAUGGAAUUCUAUAAUAACAAACUCCUAAACUUCUGGAAGUUGCCGGAUGUCUUUUGCAGCUGAAUUGAGGGUUUGUCCGUAA